CACUGCCUCCAAUUCUGAUGACACUAUGAAGAAAUGUCUUCGAAUUUUCCAUGAGUUCACAAAUAGCAAAGUUUGUAAGGGAGAGACUGCUUAAGCAGGCUUCAGGAAAGCAAGUGGAAUUAGAUAUGUUGUAUUACCAAAACAUUUCUCGACUGAAAAAGAGGAUUGUACACGCUGCCAAGUUUGAUGCUCUAAUCAAUAAAGAGACCAUUAGCCCACACAGGGGACCAGUCCCACCACUAAUCAGUCACGCCGGACUCCUCCAGGCCCAGCAGCAGGCCGUGCAGAUGAAGGCUGCUGUUAAGGGCGGGCAGGCUUUUGUGGCUGUCACUUCAGAACAGAAGAAAAAUGCGUGUCCAGCCUCUCAGACCCAAAGGAAAGCCUCAGAGGAAAGUUCACGUGCAUCAAACAGCCUUCACGUGGAUGUAGUUCUUUUAAAGGAAAAUCCAACUGCAAAGCCAAACAGAUCCCACAUUCCUGUGAAGAGUGUUGCUGCUUUUCCUGUAAAGGCUAAAAUAGAAGAAAAGGCCAUUUAUGAACUCUGUGGCAGUCAGAAUAUGUAUAUGAACAUAGCAAUUAAUACUCUUAAGAAGCUGAGAGACCAAGACGUGUCUGGAAGCAGUGACGACAAGACAACUGGAUUGAAAACGAAUGAAAAGGAAAAUGUGCUCACAGGAAUUAUUCUCUACAGACAUCUUAAAGACUACCUUCUAACGGAAGAACAGUUACAUGAAAAUAACUACCCCCAACCCAACCCUGACAAACCAGGAAGUGUUCUUUUAAACCCAGGCAUGACAGGAACUCUUGUAAAUGAUGCCUCUCAUUGGAAGGUGGAAAAUUUAGCAGUCAAGAACACGGGCUCUGAAGGAGAAAGUCAGAGAAGUCUGGUUUGGAUGCUGGAUGAGUCAUUUAACGCUUCCAGCCUCACAUUUUGUUUCCUCAUUUCAAACAAUGAGAUAAUGGUGGUUGCCCUAUCAGGUUGUUAG
Camelus dromedarius (Arabian camel) is the source of this 986-nucleotide messenger RNA. RefSeq lists its product as uncharacterized. The record is from RefSeq and is a predicted model, not a curated record. The coding region runs from base 51 to 986 and encodes 311 amino acids. The transcript has 8 exons. NCBI's taxonomy places the organism in Eukaryota, Metazoa, Chordata, Mammalia, Artiodactyla, Camelidae.